This is a messenger RNA of Aspergillus campestris IBT 28561, 756 nucleotides long. Its product is annotated as putative NADH-ubiquinone oxidoreductase subunit GRIM-19. The record is from RefSeq and is a predicted model, not a curated record. Bases 101 to 460 code for a protein of 119 amino acids. Lineage: Eukaryota; Fungi; Ascomycota; Eurotiomycetes; Eurotiales; Aspergillaceae. The transcript is spliced from 4 exons.
GUCGAUCUUCCUGCGAGUCCCUCUGCUCUCCUGCCUCGCUAUCCCGCCCAUUCGCUCCAAUUGAAGACUGUUGUCGUAUUCCUCAACCAGUCUUUUCAUCAUGCCUCAGGAUAUGCCCCCCGUGGGGGGCUACGGGCCCGUUCAGUACAAGCGGAACAUCCCCGCCCGUGGCUUCCGCCCCGUCACCUACCUCAUCGGCAUGCACAUGGUCAUGGCCUGGGGCUACUACAAGCUCUUCCACGGUAUCCGCGAGCAACACGAGCUCGGCCGCGAGAAGAUCUGGGGCCGUCUGCACGUCCUCCCCCUCCUUCAAGCCGAAGAAGACCGCGACCAGGCCCGUCGCCAUUUCGCCGACAAGGCCCGCGAGAAGGAGCUCCUGGGCUCUGAGACCAAGGUGUACAACUCCGAUCGCUUCGUCCGCCCCACAUUCGCCUACCUCCCUGCCCAGCUUACCCAAUAAAUGCACCAAAGGGGGUUCGUCGGUGAUUGUUGGUGAUUGUGGUUGAGGGAGAUCGUUAUGUUUCGUGUUUUCAGCGCCAGAUUCAUGGGUCGGUUGGUUCGGGUGUCUUGUGUCUUGUGUCUUGCGGCAAGUGGUAUCACAAAUCAAUCAAGUCAAACCAACUAACAGGUGGCGCACUUGAUGGGGCAAGAGGGCGAGAGGAGAGAUAUUUGGCUUGGUUUGGCUUGAAAAUCUGUAUCUUGUAGAUAUACCGUCUGAGAGAGGUCUUCCUAUUGACCUAUAAAUGUUGUUUUGAU